This is a messenger RNA of Miniopterus natalensis, 610 nucleotides long. It is a transcript of the gene FAM167B, whose product is annotated as family with sequence similarity 167 member B. Lineage: Eukaryota; Metazoa; Chordata; Mammalia; Chiroptera; Miniopteridae. The record is from RefSeq and is a predicted model, not a curated record.
CAGAGCCUCAGUCUUAAUCUGGCACUCACCCCAAACCCACCAUGUCCCUGGGGCCACUGAAAUUCCAAGCAGUGGGUGAAGAAGAUGAGGAAGAUGAGGAGGAAGAGAGCCUGGACUCUGUGAAGGCGCUGACGGCAAAGCUGCAGCUGCAAACACGGCGGCCUUCAUACCUGGAGUGGACAGCCCAGGUCCAGAGCCAGGCCUGGCGCAGGGCCGGAGCUGGACCUGGGCAGGGAGAACCUGGGGCCAUCUGCGGCUUCGACUCCAUGGACUCUGCCCUUGAGUGGCUCCGACAGGAGCUGCGGGAGAUGCAGGCUCAGGACCGGCUGCUGGCGGGGCAGCUGCUUCGCCUGCGGGCCCAGCUGCACCGGCUGAAGGUGGACCAGGUCUGUCAUCUGCACCAAGAGCUGCUGGAUGAGGCCGAACUGGAGCUGGAGCUGGAACUGGAGCCGGGGGCCGGCCUGGCCCUGGCCCCCCCGCUGAGGCACCUCGGCCUCACACGCAUGAACAUCAGCGCCCGACGUUUUACCCUCUGCUGAGGUGAACCUGUAUGCCUACUGAGCCACCCGCUACCCAUUUUCCCCAGCCCACCUGGAAUGGGGGAAGUGAU